This is a messenger RNA of Pseudomyrmex gracilis, 2562 nucleotides long. It is a transcript of the gene Srp54k, whose product is annotated as signal recognition particle 54 kDa protein. The coding region runs from base 409 to 1929 and encodes 506 amino acids. The record is from RefSeq and is a predicted model, not a curated record. The transcript has 9 exons. Gene Ontology annotation, biological process: SRP-dependent cotranslational protein targeting to membrane, translocation; SRP-dependent cotranslational protein targeting to membrane. Lineage: Eukaryota; Metazoa; Arthropoda; Insecta; Hymenoptera; Formicidae. Gene Ontology annotation, molecular function: endoplasmic reticulum signal sequence receptor activity; GTP binding; 7S RNA binding. Gene Ontology annotation, cellular component: cytosol; signal recognition particle, endoplasmic reticulum targeting.
UAAACAACGUAAAGACCGCGAGUGACCAUAGAUGACGUUGAGUGUAACGUUCACGCUCUAAUCGAUAUGGAUGGUAGCUAUUAUUCCAAGCUUUCUCAUUGCUAUGUAUAAACAAUCCGAGUGAGAGUGCGAGUUCGUUUCGACGAGGUUCUAGACGUGUACGUUGUGGGAUUUACUUGCCGUGGAGUUUCGCUGCCGAUCGAACAACGUCGCCGAACGCGCUCUCGUCGCGUUUUACAACGUGAUCAACCGCGUACGACGACCGGAUGUGUCGUCAUGCCGUGUUGGCCGAGAAGUCGGAGUAACAUGACAUAUUUUAUACAUUAAUAUUCUAACCUUCUUUCUCCUGACCUGUGAUCGGGAAAAUUAUUUUACACGGGGACGUGAUUGUGAAAAAAACGUCCGAAAAUGGUCUUGGCGGAUCUCGGACGUAAAAUUACGUCCGCCUUGCGGUCGCUCAGCAACGCGACCGUCAUCAAUGAGGAGGUUUUAAAUUCUAUGCUAAAAGAGAUUUGCACAGCGUUACUGGAAGCUGAUGUAAAUAUUAAAUUAGUAAAACAAUUAAGAGAAAAUGUACGUCAGGUUAUCGAUUUUGAGGAUAUGGCGGGCGGUCUUAAUAAAAGGCGGAUGAUACAGAGUGCAGUUUUCAAGGAACUUGUUAAGUUAAUUGAUCCUGGUGUUAAAGCGUAUCAACCAGUGAAAGGUCGCUCUAAUGUGAUUAUGUUUGUCGGCUUACAAGGUUCUGGUAAAACAACUACUUGUACCAAACUCGCGUAUCAUUACCUUAAAAAAAACUGGAAAGCGUGCUUAGUGUGCGCAGAUACUUUUCGCGCUGGUGCGUACGACCAGAUAAAACAAAAUGCUACAAAAGCUAGGAUACCAUUUUAUGGAAGUUAUACAGAAGUAGAUCCUGUAGCAAUUGCGCAGGACGGUGUUGAAAUGUUUAAAAAAGAAGGUUAUGAGAUAAUAAUAGUAGAUACGAGUGGAAGACACAAACAGGAAGAGUCACUAUUUGAGGAGAUGUUGCAAGUCGCCAAUGCCGUGCAACCAGACAAUAUAAUCUUCGUAAUGGAUGCGACAAUAGGUCAAGCUUGUGAAGCACAGGCUAAAGCUUUUAAAGAACGUGUCAAUGUCGGUUCUAUUAUAAUCACAAAAUUGGAUGGCCAUGCCAGAGGUGGUGGAGCACUUUCUGCUGUUGCAGCUACACAAAGUCCCGUAAUAUUUGUUGGCACGGGAGAACAUAUAGAUGAUCUGGAACCGUUCAAAACAAAGCCGUUUAUUAGUAAAUUGUUAGGUAUGGGAGACAUAGAGGGUCUUAUAGAUAAAGUAAAUGAACUCAAUCUGGAUGAUAACGAAGAAUUACUUGAAAAAAUCAAACACGGUCAAUUCACUUUGCGUGAUAUGUACGAACAGUUUCAGAAUAUUAUGAAAAUGGGACCAUUUUCACAAUUAAUGGGUAUGAUUCCUGGAUUUAGUCCAGAUUUCAUGUCGAAAGGAACGGAGCAAGAAUCGAUGGCUCGAUUAAAACGACUAAUGACUAUUAUGGACAGUAUGAAUGACUCAGAAUUGGACAGUAGAGACGGAGCUAAAUUGUUCACCAAACAACCUGGAAGAAUAGUAAGAGUGGCGAGAGGUUCUGGUGUAACGGAAAAAGAGGUUAAGGAUUUAAUUAUGCAAUAUACGAAGUUUGCGGCGGUUGUUAAGAAAAUGGGAGGUAUCAAAGGUCUGUUCAAAGCCGGUGACAUGGCGAAAAAUGUUAAUCCUACACAAAUGGCGAAGUUAAAUCAUCAAAUGGCUAAAAUGAUGGAUCCACGUGUGUUACAUCAAAUGGGUGGCAUGUCAGGUUUGCAAAAUAUAAUGAAACAGUUACAGCAAGGUGCGGCGGGUGGACUUGGGAAUUUAAUGGGAGGUUUUGGUGGCAAAUCCUGAGAUAAAGUUCCAGGCAGUGUAGGCGCUGCCGUUAAGAACAUUAAAUACCGUUACGUACACGUUUCGAGAUAAUUACGAUAUGAAGAAAAUUUAUGGUCAAAUUACAGGUUUGUGAAGAAGUUGUAUUUAAAUUUUUUUUUUCCAGAAAAUGUGACUUUAUAAAAUAAUGGCGUGAUAAAAAAAAAAAAAAAAAAAAAAAAUCAUACCAAUGUAACACCAGCAAAUCGUAUUGAUGGUAGAUUCUUCGACGCCUUUUUAACAACUCGCUCAUUAAAUCGGUAAAACAUACUUUUCGAUGUAAAUGCAAUAAAUUUGUCAAAAUACGCUAUUAUAGUGUGUCACACAAUGAGAAUGAUAAGUUGUUGAGACAGUUUAUACAGCCUUUUUUUAUUUUCUAUCCUUGUAAAUUUUGUUAAAGAUUUAAGAUUUGUUGUUUUUAUAAAUCACCAGUAUAAUAAAACGCAAAAGUAAUAACGACUCUCCGUUCAACAUUAUCAGAACUAUCCGAACUAAGAAAUAAACUGUGUGAAAUUGAUAUACAUGACAAAUUGUCACCAAAAAGCAUUUUAUAUACAAGGAAGAUGUGUAUAUAAUUUUGUUACAUAAGAAAAAAAAUAAAAAUUGGCAAUUUUA